Molecule: messenger RNA, 9792 nt
Organism: Drosophila bipectinata
Lineage: Eukaryota; Metazoa; Arthropoda; Insecta; Diptera; Drosophilidae
Source: RefSeq, a predicted model, not a curated record
GGCAAAAAGAUGGAAUGACAGCAGUUGGCUUGGUUGGUUCCUAGGAAGAUGCUGCCCCAGUCAGCAGGAGCAGGAUCAAGAUCAGGAGCAGCAACAACAACAGCAACAACAACAAAAGCCACAACAACCAUAGUACAAGCCGAAGAAGAAGCAGCAAUUGCUUCAAGGAUUCAAAAUCAGAACGGGAAUGGCCAGCGACGUCGCGUGGCAGAGGCAGCAGCAACAAGCGGCCAACAACAACAACCACAACUUGCAACAUCAGCAGCAACAACAACAACUACAAGUAACAAAAACAAAAAUAACAACAACAGCAACCGAUUAGGACAAAUGCAUUCCAACGAAGAACCGCCCAUGACGGUGAUCGUCGAUGGCGGCGGUGGUAGUGGGAGUGGUAGUGGCCACUCGAGGAGAUUGCGAAAAACCAGUUCCUCCAAUGCCAAUCCGAAUCCGAAUUCCAAAAAUCCAAAUAAUCAAUCGACAACCACCGGCCCAUCCGGAUCCGCCAGGACACACCGGCAGUCGUCGAAUGCCUCGGGAUCGGCCGACCAUGCCCGGCGGCGUUAUCAGGGCGGCAGCGGCAAGGAGCGACCGGAACAGGGGCAGGUGUCACGCCGCAGGACUGCUGGCCGGCGGCACAGUGGUGCCUCAUCGCUGAGCGAUGCCGUCACAGCGGCCAGGCAACGUGGCGGUGGCGGUGGCGGGGCCAUCAGCUCAUCCACAGCCUCCAGCUGUAAUGGCAGCUGCAGCUCGGACGAUGGUGACUCCUCCUCGCACACCUCCUCAUCCUCCGGCUCGUCGAGCUCGUCCGGAGAACCGAAUCUGCCGUAUCCGGGCUUCCCGGAGAUCUCCAUGUGGGCACUGACGCAGUACACCCGACCGCGCAACUGGUGCCUGAUGCUCAUCACCAAUCCAUGGUUCGAGCGUGUCUCCAUCCUGGUCAUCCUACUGAACUGCAUCACCCUGGGCAUGUACCAGCCCUGUGUGGACGAUGCCUGUGUCAAGAAUCGUUGCAAGAUCCUGCAGAUCUUCGAUGACAUUAUCUUUGCAUUUUUUGCCCUUGAAAUGACCAUCAAAAUGGUGGCCAUGGGCAUGUGGGGCAAGAACACGUAUCUGGCCGAUUCGUGGAAUCGUCUCGACUUCUUCAUCGUCCUGGCCGGCCUUCUGGAGUACGUGAUGCAUGUGGAGAACCUCAACCUGACCGCCAUCCGGACGAUACGUGUCCUGCGACCAUUGCGGGCCAUCAACCGGAUACCGAGUAUGCGGAUCCUGGUGAUGCUCCUGCUGGAUACCCUGCCCAUGCUGGGCAAUGUCCUGUUGCUGUGCUUCUUCGUGUUCUUCAUCUUCGGGAUCAUCGGCGUACAGCUGUGGGAGGGGAUACUACGACAGCGUUGCACCCUGGAGCGUACCGUCGGCAUGGUCUAUCCCAUCACGGGACUACCUGAAGUGUACAGAGUUCGAGUCCGUGUUAACUCCCUGUCGCAGUACUACGAAUUCUCCAAGGAUCAGGACUACAUCUGUUCGACGCCCAACGAUUCGGGGAUGCAUCUGUGUGGUAAUUUCCCGCCCUAUCGGAUCGGCUCCAUGGUCUGCAAUGAGGAGGCCAAGCUGUUCGACUUCAAUGAGCCAACGAACACGUCCUGUGUCAAUUGGAAUCAGUAUUAUACCACCUGCAAGCCAAGCGGCGAGAAUCCCUUCCAGGGCACUAUAUCCUUCGAUAAUAUCGGUAUGGCCUGGGUGGCCAUAUUUUUGGUCAUCUCACUGGAGGGCUGGACGGACAUAAUGUAUUACGUGCAGGAUGCGCACAGCUUUUGGGAUUGGAUAUACUUUGUGCUGCUGAUUGUGAUUGGUUCGUUCUUCAUGAUCAACCUGUGCCUGGUCGUCAUCGCCACCCAGUUCUCGGAGACUAAGAAACGGGAAAUGGAACGCAUGAGGCAGGAACGUGCCCGAUACACCUCCACCUCGACCCUGGCCAGCAGCACAAACAACUCGGAACCGGCCACCUGCUAUGCCGAGAUCGUCAAAUAUAUCGCUCACCUGUGGCGCCGCUUCAAGAGACGAAUGUUAAAGAAGUACAGAUUAUAUAAGUACCAGAGGCAGCAGCGUAAAGAGGGACUCCUCCCGAAUGCCGAUAAUCUGACAUUCUCACCGUCGCGGAUCAAGUGCCACCAUCCCAAGUGCCCCAAGUACAGUAAUCGGAAGCCGUCCAGUAUACAGGAUCAGAUGAUUACCGUUAUGGUGCCACUAAAUUCCGCUAGCAACAAUAAUAACAACAACAAUAAUAAUAAUAGUAGCAAUCACAAUGGCAACCAUCACAGCAACAACAACAACAAUAAUAGCAACAACCACAAUAAUGCGGCCAGUUGCACCACAGUUGCGUUGGUUAACGGUAUAAAUGGCAGUGCUGCCAGUGUGACCAUGUCCUCGGCCCAUCACCAACAGCAUCAGCUGUUGCAACAACAACAACAACAGCAGCAGCAGGUCGCCCAGGUGCAACAACACUCCUCAUCCGAUAAUACGGAACAAUCGCUGACUGGAAACGAUGGGGCAACGAUACUAUCCUCCAGUGGCAUGCCACGCAGCUCAUCACUGAAGAAAUCCUCCGCCCACCACCAACUAAAGCCCGAGGGGAGCGGCGGGGAGCAGAAGACGAUUCUUCUGAAGUUCCCACAGCAGGUGAUCGACUCGGAGCAGCUAAUUCUGCAGUUGGGAAACUUAGGCAAGAGCCAUCCCUGCACCUCGGGCUUCCUCAGUCCGCCGACCUCCGCCAGCCGGCGUCCUUCCGUGAUGUUCAACGAGUAUGUCCUGCUGCACACGCCCCCCGCCCUCAGCAACGAUCCGGCGACGGGCAACGCCUCCACGACAGCCACCACAGUGGCAACUGUGGCUGGGACAGCGGCAGCCGCGGCAGCCGCGGCAGCAGCAGCUGCAGCAGCAGCGGCCGCCACCUCCUCCUCCUCUGCCACCGCUGCUGCCACCACAGCCGCCGGUGGCAACAACAACCAUAGCAACGGCAGUAGCCACAACAACAACCAUAAUGGAGCGGGGACGAGCGGUGGCAUUGAGAAGAGCAACAUCUUCUCCACCGAAAAGAUGACCCAGGCAGGCGAUGGCAGCAUUUGGCAGGUCAACCUGCCCCAGACCAUCGGCACUAUUGCCAAUCCCUAUGCCGAUUGCUCCGAACUGGGCAUCCAUGAUGCGAUGACCUGCCAGGAGCUUCUGGCCUUCUCCGUGGCCUUCUCGGCCGCCCUGCCCACGGGCCAGAGCACACUGGAAUCGUUCUACUCCUCGCUGGCACGCUGUGAUCCCCACACCGCCGAGGCGCUGAGGGCCCAUCAUGGCCACAAGCCACGCCCCCCGACAACGGGAACGCCCCAAACGGGCGAGUCAGGCGAGCAACUGGCCGUGGAGGCGGGAGAACUGGAACCCACCACCGUAUCGGCUGUGGUUGGUAAUGCCACUUGCACGGAAGUGGUGCCAUCGUCGAACCACCGACGCAAGGACCACCAUCAGCACCACCAGACAACGUCGCACCACCACCACCAUCAUCACAACAACAACAACACGACAAGCCACAGCCGCAACAAUCGCAGCUCGAGGCCAUCGACUGCCACCGGUCGCAUCCACCGGGAGUCGUCGCACGCACCCACCGGCAACUACAUGGAGGACUAUGCCUGCUGCUACGAUCUCUACCAGAACGCCCUCUCCCCGCUAGACGAGCGCCAGCGUCAGAGGUCGCCCACCACCCGCUGCCUGAUCGCGGUCUACCGCUGCUUCUCGCGCGUCUGCAGCUGGAUCCGGCGCUAUAUCCGCCGCCUGGUGGAGCACAAGUACUUCCAGCAGGGCAUCCUCCUGGCCAUCCUAAUCAACACGCUCUCCAUGGGCAUCGAGUACCACAACCAGCCGCCGGAGCUCACAGCCAUCGUGGAGACCAGCAAUGUGGUCUUCUCCGGCAUCUUUGCCGUGGAAAUGCUGCUCAAGGUGGUGGCCGAAGGACCCUUCCGCUACAUAGCCAAUGGUUUUAAUGUCUUUGACGGCAUUAUCGUUAUACUCAGUGCCAUCGAGAUCUGCCAACAGUUCGUGGGCAACGGCACCGGAGGCGGUGGCUCCGGACUGUCUGUGCUCCGGACUUUCCGCCUGCUCCGCAUCCUGAAACUGGUCCGUUUCAUGCCCAACCUGCGACGCCAGCUCUUCGUCAUGCUACGCACCAUGGACAACGUGGCUGUCUUCUUCUCGCUGCUCGUCCUUUUCAUUUUCAUCUUCAGCAUACUCGGCAUGUAUCUGUUUGGCGGUAAGUUUUGUAAAUUUUUGGACGAAUCCGGACUCGAACGCGAGUGCACGUGUCCCGAAAUAAUCAGCCGGCAUCCGCAAUGCGAGUGCGAUCGCAAACACUUCAACAACAUUUUGUGGGCCACAGUCACAGUAUUCCAAAUUCUAACACAAGAGGAUUGGAACGUCGUACUCUUCAAUGGAAUGGAAAAAACAAGUCAUUGGGCCGCAUUGUACUUUGUGGCCCUAAUGACGUUCGGCAAUUAUGUGCUAUUUAAUUUAUUGGUGGCCAUUUUGGUUGAGGGAUUCAGUUCAGAGCGAAAUGAACGUCGCGAGCGCGAACAGCGCGAGUUGGUCAAGAAGCUCCGGGAGGAGACCCUGGCCGAGAACUACAGCGAUGGUAUGUACGACGAGUCCCGCAGCGAGGCGGACUCCUCGACGACCAAUGACAGUUACUACGAGGUCCGGAACCGCUGGCGAUCGGCGGAGGAUGUGCGCAAGCUGCAGGACUCCGCCGAACUGAUCAUCGAGGCCAAGAACAAUGUCCAUCGCCAGCGAUUGUUGCAGCCCAGCCACGACUAUCAGAUCAACGAGCUGCCCGGCUCGUCCAACGCCGCCCUGUCCUCCGGCGAGAGGGAGGCGGGUGGUAAGCUAGGACCGCUGGAGGAAGCGGCCACCUCGUCAGCGGCAGCCAUGGCGGCGUCCCAGCAACUAAGCAGGUCAUCGCGCGGCGGCCUCAAAAAGACAUACUCGAUCAAGGAGCGGCGCAACGAGGCGCCACGACUCUCCAAAAUCCGGCUCGUCCGGGAUCCGCCCAUCAUCACAACGACGGCGGCCACGCCCCAGGACUCGCCCAGCACGACCCUGGAGCCGGGCAUGAGCUUCCGCCAGUGGGGCGACAUGGAGCCCCCCAGCUCGCCCUCCCCCUCGCUGCUGCGUCCGCCGAACAUCUUCAGCGGAGGUCAGCGCAGCCUGGACGAGGGCAUACCCUCCAUCGAUCUCAUCCCGCCGUCGCCGGUCCUCGCCCACAAGCCCUUGAACAUCCUGAACGCCAGCCAACUGGGCGUGGGAAUGCCGGGCGGUGGGCCGGGCAGCUCCAUGGGCAGCAUGCACAGCCUGAUCAUCGACGACAUCUCGAAGAGUUCCAGUUCCACGGCGGCGGCGGCAGCCACGCCCAUUUACGUGCCCACCAUAUCCUCCGCCCAGGCGGAGGCGCAGAGCUUGAACGACGUGAGUCUGGGUGGCAACACUGGCAACGCCUCCACCAGCGGCAGCUCGUCCAGCGAACGCCUGCCCCUGGCCCCGCCUCCACAGGGUGGCUUUAAGCAGCGCUUCCGGAGGAGCAGCUCCAAGAAGCGGCGACCCGGAUCCGGAAACGCCGAGGAAGGACACUUGGGCGUGUCGGGAGGGGCGGGGCAGGAGGAAGACGAGGAGCAACAGCAGCUCAACAAUGGCGGCGACAACAGUUUCCUGCUAAGAAGUGGCGGGGCAACCGGAGCCAGUCCUGGAGGAGGAUCCGGCGGAGGAGACUCCAGGACUAGAGACUCCGCUAGCACUUCGAAGGAAACGAAUCGUCUCAGCCCCCAGAACUCCAUCAGACGUCUCUCGAAUACCCUGAGUAUCGGCAGCGGACCUGUGGGGGGGCUGGGAACCGGCAGCCGGAGAGCCUCGGCCUGCAUUUUCAACUCCCAGGUGUACCAGAACCUCAAUCUCAACCAGCCGCCGACUCGGCUGCGUCCCGGUUCCGGGCAGCGCCGGAUGAGCUCUAUCGAGCUGGCCUUCAGCAAGACCUCCCACCUGAAUCUGCACAACCUGGAGGCCAACCGGAAGUCCCUGUCGUACACCAACUCCAAAAUGGACCUGGACAAGUGGAACAAGUCGUACGGCAAUCUCAACGAGCCGGACACCAUGCUUCAGCAGUACAUGGAGGCGCGGGACAAGCGCAAGAACUCCAUCAGCCACUACAACCUGAAGAAGCGUCUGGAAGAGAAGGAGCUCCAACAGCUGCAGCAGCUCCAUCAACAGCAGCUGCUCCAGCAGCGCCAGGACUCGUUCUCCUCGGCCACCCAGCAGCCAUAUCCGACGCCCGGUCACUCGGCGGCCGGCUCACAUCCCAGGCUCUCCAAGGACUACCAGCAACAGCAGCACCAGCACUUGCAGCUGGCGGCGAUGCAGUCACAUUCCACGGUGCCCGGCGGGGAGCGCUACUCCAAGCUCAAGAUGAUCAUCGAGCAGCUCACCCCCAAGCACUUUACCGUCGAGCGCGAGGACUACUCGCUCUACAUAUUUCCGGAGGAGAAUAGAUUCCGGCAAAUCUGCUCGUGGUUCGUGAACCAAAAGUGGUUCGACAACGUGGUCCUGCUCUUCAUCGCGCUCAACUGCAUCACCCUGGCGAUGGAAAGACCAAACAUCCCUCCAAGCAGCACCGAAAGAUUGUUCCUGUCAACAGCCAAUUACGUGUUCACCGUCGUCUUCACCGUCGAAAUGUUCAUCAAGGUUGUGGCAACGGGCAUGUUUUAUGGCCCUGAUGCUUACUUCACUUCCGGCUGGAAUAUCAUGGACGGAUCUUUGGUUACCAUAUCCAUAAUUGAUUUGUUAAUGUCUCUGAUUAGCGAAUCGAGUCCGAGGAUAUUUGGGAUUUUAAGGGUGUUUCGACUACUCCGAUCCUUGCGGCCGCUGCGGGUGAUCAACCGAGCCCCGGGUCUGAAACUAGUCGUGCAAACACUCUUAUCGUCCCUGCGUCCCAUCGGCAACAUCGUGCUGAUCUGCUGCACCUUCUUCAUCAUCUUCGGCAUCCUGGGCGUGCAGCUCUUCAAGGGCACCUUCUACUACUGCGAGGGCGAGAACAUCAAGGGCGUACGGAAUGCGGACGAGUGCCGCCGGAUACCGGGCAAUGUCUGGACGAACCGGAAGUACAACUUCGAUGAUCUCGGCAAGGCGCUGAUGUCCUUGUUCGUCCUGAGCUCCCGCGACGGUUGGGUGAACAUCAUGUACACCGGCCUGGAUGCUGUCGGCGUCGAUCAACAGCCCAUCGUGAACUACAAUGAGUGGCGACUCCUGUACUUUAUCGCCUUCAUUCUGCUGGUGGGCUUCUUUGUGCUGAACAUGUUCGUGGGCGUGGUGGUGGAGAACUUCCACCGGUGUCGCGAGGAGCAGGAGAAGGAGGAGAAGAUCCGGCGCGCCGCCAAGCGGGCCCUCCAAAUGGAGAAGAAGCGCCGCCGGAUGCACGAACCGCCCUACUACACGAACUACUCACCCACCCGGAUGUUCGUCCACAACGUGGUCACCUCCAAGUACUUCGACCUGGCCAUCGCCGCCGUCAUCGGCCUGAAUGUGGUCACCAUGGCGAUGGAGUACUACAAGAUGCCCUAUCCCCUCAAGUACGCCCUCAAGAUCUUCAACUACUUCUUCACGGCCGUCUUCAUCCUGGAGGCGAACAUGAAACUGGUGGCUCUCGGCUGGCGUUUGUAUCUCAAGGAUCGCUGGAAUCAGCUGGACGUCGGCAUCGUCCUACUCUCCAUAGUAGGCAUUGUCCUGGAGGAGCUGGAAACGGAGAAGUUCAUCCCAAUUAAUCCAACAAUUAUACGCGUGAUGAGAGUCCUGCGGAUAGCGAGAGUCCUGAAGCUCCUGAAAAUGGCGAAAGGAAUCAGAGCACUGCUGGACACCGUGAUGCAGGCACUGCCCCAAGUGGGCAACCUGGGACUGCUGUUCUUCCUGCUGUUCUUCAUAUUCGCGGCACUGGGCGUGGAGCUGUUCGGGCGGCUCGAGUGCUCCGACGAGAUACCCUGCCAGGGACUGGGCGAGCACGCGCACUUCGCCAACUUUGGCAUGGCUUUCCUCACAUUGUUUCGCGUAGCGACUGGCGACAAUUGGAACGGCAUCAUGAAGGACACGCUGAGGGAUAAUUGCGAUGACGCGGCCGAUUGUGUACGCAAUUGCUGCGUCAGCUCGGUUAUUGCUCCCAUAUUCUUUGUGAUAUUCGUGCUAAUGGCGCAAUUCGUUUUGGUGAACGUCGUCGUGGCUGUUUUGAUGAAACACCUCGAGGAGAGCCACAAGCAAAUGGAAGAUGAGCUCGACAUGGAGGUGGAGCUCGAGCGUGAGCUGGUGCGCGAACAGGAGUUUGCCCAGGAGCAGAAGCUGUGCCAGCAGCUGGCGGAGGCGCAAUCAAAGGCGGCACCGCCCCCGCGCCCCCUCGCCAAGGUCAAAUCCCUGCCCAAGAACUUCAUCUACAGCACCCCAUCGUUGGACAAGAAAUUCCCCGCCCCAAUCGGCAAUAAUCCCGGACAGGGUAGCCUAACCAGUUCGGCGGCCACCAAUCUGAAUCAGAUGGCUGGCGGUGGUGGAGGAGGAGUUGGGGGUGCGGGUGCCCGCCGCCAAACCGUUCAGUACUUCAAUCAGCCACAGAAUCCAAGCUCCCUGGCCCUCGGCCUGAGUCUGGCCGAGAUGGGGGGCACGCUGACGCCUCAGGCGCUCGGCGCCCGGCUGGGCGAGCCCUUCGGCGGCCCAGCGACGGCAGUCGGAGGCGUCCUAACUGGUGAGCCCUCGGCCGCCGGCCUCCCGCUACCGCCGCUGGACGGACGCCGCCGCGGGCGUCGCGCCUCCGCGGCCGCCGGCUUCCGCAAGCGCGGCGUGCUCUCCAAGGAGCGCUCGCUGGACGAGCAGGCCAUCCGACGACGCAACCUGGAGGCCAAGCGCACCAGCUGCGACUCGCUGCCCUGGGGCGGCGAUGCCCUCGACUACCAUCGCCGGGGCACCAUCUUCGAGAGCCUCGAGUCCGGGGCGGAGGGUGCAGGAGGCGGAGGAUCAGCCACUAAGCUGGAGGACACUGGCUCCUAUGAUAUACGCAGUGUUCGCAGCGCCGAUGUCGGCCACAUGGAGUCCCUGGACGCGGAAAGUCUCUCGGUGGUGAGUUCUCUAGUGCCAGUACCCCUGCCGCCGCCUCCGCCCCUGUCCCCGCCCACAACAACGCCCUUGCCCACGCCCACGCCCACCCAGCGACGACCCUUCGGCUGGUCCCAGUCGGUGGACCAGGGAUGUAUGCGGAGCAGUCUGCUCCUGUCAGUGCCGCGAUCCAUGCCGCCGAGGAGUCGGAGCGGCAGCACCAAGCAGCUCUUCAAGCAGCAGGCCCUGGACGAGGACGCCGACAUGGACGAGAACUCGCUCCUUCUGCCAACCACCAGUCAGGGAUCUGGCUCACCCGGAUCUGGGCCCACGGCCGGUUCUGUUCCAGCUCCAGCCAAGCUGGACAUUCCCGAAACCGGACAAGUCUCUGGGGAUAUUCCGGGCCUGAGCAAGUCCGAUUCCUCGGACAUCCUUCGCAUCAUCAGCGAACGCCGGCGAAUGGAUCAGCGAGAGCAGCAGGAUCUGGAGAAUGCGGAGGACCGGGACAGUGACUACAAGGAGCUGUUAUUGGUAAAGUCGCCGCAGUCCUCCAUGGACUAGAAAAAUAAACUAGCCGGGCUUGAAAUUUGAAACUGAAAAGUAAACUAUGAUCCCCUCUAGUUAGGACACCUGUAAGCUCUCCUU